CAUUUCAUUAGUUUGGCGACAGAACACGAGACUAUUUUACAUAUUCUCGAAAAUAAAAAAUCUUACAAUUUUGAUUUUGUAAAAGUACUGAAAAGUAGUUUAUUUAUAUUAUUAUUUACAUAUAUUUAGGUUUUUUCAAUUUUAUUUUCUUUUACCGGUGGUUGAUAAAAGAUAAAAUAGACAAAAUGAUUCGUGCAACGGGAAAACUUGCCAGCCGUGCUCUGAAAUUUAAAAUGCCAGUGGUUAAAAGGAAUUACUCGCAGAUGAUCAACCAAAUGUUGCAGAUUCAACAAAUGGAAAUAUGCGCAGAUCCUCCCUCACGUGGUCUCAUCAUUGGUGUCUAUGCGGACGAGGAGGACAAGAAUGAUGCUGGAAUUCUCACCCAGGCGGGCUGGCGAUACAAUGUCCAGAAGACACAUGGACGACUCCUCGAAGUGCUGCGUAUGUCUGGUCCCAUGCCAAAGCGAGGUGAAACGCGAAUGCUCUUCGCUAUUGAGCCGGAGCGUGUGCCCUAUUAUUCAGCUGUAGCUGUAGUGGGAUUGGGCAAGGAAUGUCUGGGCUACAAUCCUUAUGAGGUGCUCGAUGAGCAGAAAGAAGCAAUCCGUCGUUCGGUGGCUAAUGCUUGCCGUAUCUUGGCCGAGCUGGACACUGAUCGAAUCGAAGUCGAGAACUGUGGCCACGCGGAGUCUGCUGCUGAAGGUGCUGCCUUGGGUAUUUGGGUGUAUCAGGAAUUACGCGAUCCCAAGAAGCGUAUGGCUGUGCCUUCCAUUGAUUUGUAUGCAACCAAGGACGAGGUUUGCGACAUUGAAGGUUGGCGAAUCGGCUUGCAGAAAGCGGCUGCUCAGAACCUCACCAGACAACUGCAGGAGAUGCCUUCCAACUUGCUGACGCCCACAGCAUUUGCACAAAAUGUGGUCGAGGUGCUUUGCAAGUCUGGCGUCAACGUCGAAGUUAAGGUUGAAGGAUGGGCUGAGAGUCAGUCUAUGCACGCCUUCCUUGCGGUGGGCAAAGCUUCCUGUGAACCUCCCAUCUUCCUGGAGCUGAGCUAUUAUGGAACUUGUGCUGAGGAGCGACCCAUCGUGUUGGUGGGCCAAGGUGUGACCUUUGAUGCUGGUGGCUUGUGUCUUAAGGAGCGUGACGAGCUUUUCCAUAUGCGUGGCGACAUGACUGGAGCUGCAGUUGUGGUAGCCACAUGCAGAGCUGUUGCUGGACUGAGAUUACCCGUAAACAUUCGUGGUCUCAUUCCCCUUUGCGAGAACGUUGUGGGAUGCAACUCCUUCCGCCCUGGUGACAUGGUUAAGUCGAUGAAUGGAAAGACCAUCGAGGUACAAUGUACAGAUCAUGAGGAUGUGCUUGUCUUGGCCGAUGCUUUGUUGUACGGUCAGAACUUCUGUCCCAAGUGCAUCAUUGAUAUUGGUACCUGUUCGGGAUACAUGCGACAGGCCUUGGACGAAGCAGCUUGUGGCGUCUUCACCAAUUCAGAAAUUCUGUGGCAGCAGAUCAAGCAUGCUAGCAUGCAUACUGGAGAUCGUGUGUGGCGGUUCCCUCUGUGGAAUUACUAUAGCAAGGCAGUUCGCGCUGGAGGCCGUUCUGAUGUCCAGAACUACGGCAUUGGACGUGGUGGACGUCCCUGCAAGGCUGCUGCCUUCCUCCGCGAGUUUGUGCCCUGUGGACAAUGGAUGCAUAUAGAUGCAACCAACGUUAUGGUCACAGAAGGCAAGGAGUACGAGUAUUUGAGACGAGGCAUGGCUGGUCGACCGACUCGCACUUUAAUAGAAUUUAUCGCCCAGACUAUUUGCAAGGAUACUGCACCCAAGAUGGGAAAGUAAAUUAGGAACUAUACAGAAUGUUCUGUUAGGACGAUGCUACUUAUUGUGCACAAGAUUUAAUUUAAGUUGACAUGAUUUUAUGAACUAGAUAACUGAUACGUAUACGUUAAAAAUUCAUUGGUUUAUUGACGAAAAACAUUUGUAAAAUUAAAAGUUAUCAAAAGCA
Drosophila sulfurigaster albostrigata is the source of this 1995-nucleotide messenger RNA. RefSeq names its product cytosol aminopeptidase. NCBI's taxonomy places the organism in Eukaryota, Metazoa, Arthropoda, Insecta, Diptera, Drosophilidae. The record is from RefSeq and is a predicted model, not a curated record. Gene Ontology annotation, biological process: proteolysis. The transcript is spliced from 2 exons. Gene Ontology annotation, cellular component: cytoplasm. Bases 186 to 1829 code for a protein of 547 amino acids. Gene Ontology annotation, molecular function: manganese ion binding; metalloaminopeptidase activity.